Messenger RNA from Poecilia reticulata (guppy), 1079 nucleotides. It is a transcript of the gene nicn1, whose product is annotated as nicolin 1. The record is from RefSeq and is a predicted model, not a curated record. Gene Ontology annotation, cellular component: nucleoplasm. Lineage: Eukaryota; Metazoa; Chordata; Actinopteri; Cyprinodontiformes; Poeciliidae.
GAUGUUUCAGAGAUGCUGGCCCUUUAAGAAACUCUCUGUCGCCUUGGUUACCGUGCCAAUCGGGAAGUAACACCAAACAUCUUUAGGAUGUGAACAGAGGUGGCUGGAGUCUGUGCUUUUUCCUCUCACUGCCCAGAUCUGACCUUCAACUCUGACCUUUGACCUCUGCACCGGAGGAAGAGAUGAAUGAGGUCAGCAGCAGGCAGCCGGUCGCCUGCGCAGCCAAACCUCCAGUCUACCUGCAGAUCGGAGAGUCCAAAGCGGAACCGGUUCAGUCCGGGGUGUGUGUGGUCGACGUCCCGCUGCCCUGUGGGAAACCAGUCAGUGUUGAGGAGAUCACCUUUCAGAACCACUACACCGCCUACGUCACUGUGCGUUUGCUGAGGAGGCCUUCUGGUCAGGACGGGCCGACCAAGUGGGUCACUGCGCUCAGAGACCUGCCGCUGAUGGACAACCCGCACACAGAGAGGGGCUCCCAGGAUUACCACUGCAUCCACAGGACGCAGAUGCUGGUGGAGGCAGACCACGUGGUUUCGGUCAGGCUGAUCCUGAGGCAGCCGUCGUCCGCCUGGCUGACCUUCAGCUUGGAGGAGAUCAAAAUAUUCCCCCACAUGGAGCCGGAGCCCCAGAAGGAGGUUUCUGAUUGGCUGUCUGACCUGAUUCUGGUCGACCAGCUUCCUGACGUGGAGGGCCUCCCGGACCCGCACACCGUUUCCUCCAGCCUCCAGCAGAUGUGGGCUCUGACCGAGGUCAUGCAGACCAACCAGACCACGGCCUCCAUCGGACGCUUCGAUGUGGACGGAUGUUACGACAUCAACCUGCUGUCGCUGACGUAACGCGGCUUCAGAGCGACACGCACUUCCUGUGUGGAGACAGAGGACCAGGAAGCCGCCUGCCGGAUUAUCACUUUGUCUUCAGAUAUGAUCAUAUCACAGCACGAAACAUGUAAUUCAGCCUCAACGUGAGAACAAACGUUUAGCAGAGUAACUCCUCAGACUUCAGUCCGGAUCCUGGUCCUGAUCCACUUCUGCUUUUAUUUUCUCUCAUUUUUUCUCUUAAAUAUAAAUUGUUUUGUUUUG